AUGGACGGUGAUCCUGCCGUCGAGCCGGGAAUCGAUGGCUUUAGUCGCGUACUACCAUUGCCCUACCGUGUUGCGCUCAUAAUUGUCCUCGGCAUCUGGGCAUGGGGCCUCAACCUCCACUACCUCUCUUUAAUCAAGAUAGACGUCCCAAGUCUAAUCCGCUACCCAAGCCGCGCCUCACCGCACCACCCUUCACACCACCUGUCCUGCUACCGCAUCGCGACUUUUCUCUCCAUCCCACUCGCCCUCUCGCUCCUCCUGUUCUGGCUCCUCACAAAUGGAAGUCCAAAGGACGUUGCGGCAUGGGAGAUCCUGCCGAACCUAUAUCUCCUAGUCCUUGUCGUUGGCUUCAUAGCCCCCAUACCCUUUGUGAGCCGCAACGGCCGCUCCCGCACCCUGGCUACACUGAAGCGCAUUUCCAUCGGCGGGAUUGCAGAAGCCGCCGACGGCAAAUUCGGCGACAUCCUGCUCGCUGAUGCGCUGACGAGCUACGCAAAAGUGCUCGGCGACCUCUUUGUUUCGCUAUGCAUGUUCUUCUCCAGAUCACAUAGCUCAACUGGCCCCCCGAAUCGGAGCUGCGGAGGCACAUUCUGGGUACCGUUCAUCAUAUCUAUACCCUCCUUGAUCCGGCUACGGCAGUGUAUAACGGAGUACUAUCGAGUUCAGAAGGCGAAUCAGCGGACUGGGCAGAUUAGUCCAGCCAUGGGGUGGGGAGGCGUGCACCUUGCCAAUGCGCUAAAGUACUCGACCGCCUUCCCUGUCAUUAUUCUCAGCGCUCUACAACGCUCUCCCGAUCCUUCAACAUUCGGUGUCUCAGAAGCAACCCUCUUCCGCAUGUGGCUCGCCGCCGUCGUCGUCAACUCUGGCUACUCGUUCUACUGGGAUGUAGCACGCGACUGGGACCUCUCCCUCUUCUCCGGCGCCCGCGAACGAGAUAGUCCAGAACAUCCAUGGGGUUUGAGACGUCAUAGGUGGUUUCAUGCGAAAGAGCUUUAUUAUGCAGCGAUCGUGGUCGAUGCACUGUUGAGGUGUACGUGGAGCUUGAAGUUGAGCGUGCAUUUGGAUCAUUUUAAUGACUUGGAGGGAGGCAUUUUUACAAUGGAGGUACUUGAGGUACUGAGGAGAUGGGUCUGGAUAUUCUUUCGGGUCGAGUGCGAGUGGGUGAGGAAUCACAGAGGCCCAGCACAGGACGAUAUUCUGCUCGGGGAUAUAUCGUUGGGGAAUAAGUAUGAUGAGAGCGAUUGA
This is a messenger RNA of Cucurbitaria berberidis CBS 394.84, 1245 nucleotides long. RefSeq names its product EXS-domain-containing protein. Gene Ontology annotation, cellular component: membrane; cytoplasm. NCBI's taxonomy places the organism in Eukaryota, Fungi, Ascomycota, Dothideomycetes, Pleosporales, Cucurbitariaceae. The transcript is spliced from 2 exons. The record is from RefSeq and is a predicted model, not a curated record. The coding region runs from base 1 to 1245 and encodes 414 amino acids.